AUGAGUAAUAGUGUUAAAAGAAGAGAACAAUUAGAAAAAUAUAUUAAUUUAUUUAAAGAAAUUGGUGAAAAACGUGAUUUAGAAAAUGAAAGAAAACGCAUUAUUAUGAUACCAGCUAUAAUUUCUAUUAUUUUAGUUGUUUGUCAGACGACAAAUACACUUUAUCUUGCCAAUUAUGCUUACAAUGUCCGUCAACUAUAUACUGAAUUUGAUCUAUAUUUUAAUAAUGUUUUAAAUAAUAAUAUAACAUGGCCAAAAGAAAAUAAUAAUUCAUUAUCUAAAACAAUAGAAAGGUUAUCUGAAAUAGAUAUGUAUCAAGAAACAUUAUGGGAAUUAUUUGUUUCAGAAUUUUUAGAAAUUGUAUUUCCAAUUGUAUGUUUAAUUACAUUUGCUUAUGAAAUUACACUAAACAAAAUUGGAAAAGUAAUUAGUUUUAAAAUUUUAGUAAUUUAUAUUUUAUGCCCUAUUUUAACAUUAAUAUUAAGUUUAGCUCAAGCAUGUAUGUUAGCUGUAACAUUAACAAAACAAAUUUUUCCUAUUCGUUAUGUUAUAAAUAAAGUAUCAAAUACAUUAUUAAGUCUUUAUCCACAAGGAAGAAGUAGUUUAGAAAAUUUUUUUAAAUGUGAAUUUUAUGAUACAAUUGAUGAAUUACCACCAUGUUCUGGUCUUUUUCAUGAUCAGGUUAUGCCUAUGUCUGGUAUAAAUUUUAUGCUUGCACUUCAUAUAAUUCCAUUUUUAUGUGGAAUAUAUAUGAUAAUUUAUCAUUUAAAAUCAGAUAAUGUUGAACAUUUAUUUUUACACAUUGAAACAAUAUAUCCUCAAAAAGAUUCAAAUAUUAUUAAUAAUAAUGAAAUACCAAAUUAUCUCAAUAAAGCACUAGGUUCAAUUCAAACAAAGUAUGGAUGA
Strongyloides ratti is the source of this 906-nucleotide messenger RNA. RefSeq lists its product as hypothetical. The record is from RefSeq and is a predicted model, not a curated record. The transcript has 2 exons. The coding region runs from base 1 to 906 and encodes 301 amino acids. Lineage: Eukaryota; Metazoa; Nematoda; Chromadorea; Rhabditida; Strongyloididae.